GUACAUAUUCAUUCAUUUACACGCACAGUGCUCGCUCAUUCUGUCUCACUUGCAUGGAAAGGAAGAGAAGGAAAAGGAUUCUUCUCCACCGUUGAUUGCCUGUUCUCCUGACUCACUCGAGUCUCUCACUCUCUUCUCUCCCUCUCUCUUUCCUCCCUCCCUCUCUCUCUCUCUCUUAGUACAAUGCAGUCUAUUGGUGAGUACCAAUACAGGCCAGGAGAACUCAUUGGGCAUGGAGCCUUUGCUCUUGUCUUUAAGGGACAGCACAGACAAACUAGACAGGCAGUCGCCAUUAAGCAGAUAUUGUUAAAGAACAUUCCAGGGAAGCUCUCAACUGCAAGACAAGAUGAAAUAUCCAUACUUAAGGAUCUGAAGCAUCCUAAUAUAGUCCAGCUGUAUCAUUAUGAAGAAAUGUCUAACGAAAUAUAUUUAAUUAUGGAGUUUUGUAAUGGAGGUGAUCUUGCGGAAUAUUUGCAAAAGAUGAAGACGCUUUCAGAAGAAUCCAUUAGACAUUUAAUUAAAAAUAUUUCCAAUGCAUUACAGGUUAUUCAUAAAAGACGUAUCAUUCAUAGAGACAUAAAACCACAAAACUUGCUUCUUUCUUAUCCGCCAAAUAAAACACCUGCAGCGUCCUUUCAAUCAGCUACAAUAAAGCUAGCUGAUUUUGGUUUCGCUCGUUAUCUCAAUGGAGCUGACAUGGCAGCGACACUCUGUGGCUCCCCGCUAUAUAUGGCUCCGGAGAUAUUAUUAGGCCAUCGCUAUGACAACAAGGCAGACUUAUGGAGCACAGGUACUAUCCUGUACCAGUGUCUGACGGGGCGUGCUCCUUUUGAGGCAUCUAAUCCUCAUGCAUUAAGACGAAGGUAUGCCAGAGAGACUUUGGUACCAAGAAUACCUGAAGGUGUCUCUCCAAAGCUAGCUGACCUGUUGCUGAAAUUAUUAAAGAAGAAUGUACAGGAAAGGAUAUCACACAGUUCUCUUAUUACUCAUCCAUUUCUACAGCCUGAGUCUAACGAUGAUAAAAUAUCUCUUCCAGAUCAGUCUUUACCUUCUCUUCAUGCUAAGUCAUCUCCUGUUCCCAUUAAAAGGAGACAGUCUUCAUCACGUUCAAUCACAUCACCAUACACUUCUCCACUUGGGUCUGGUUCGUUGGGUCAUAAACGUUGUUCCCCUUCCUCAGGACCUCCUGUGUCACACGCCAUCGGAAGCACUAUUCAAAGCCCACCUACCAAAGACUUGGAAGAUUUUGUGUUGGUUGGUGCUACGGCAGAAUCAACUAGUUCUCGGUUGUCUCCCUCAUCGCAAGGCUCUAAAGAAGGUUCUUCCAGUCAAUACUCUCCAUCUUCUCCUCAUUUCUCAAGCAUUUGUGGUCCUCUCUCGGAACUGAGACAGACUCCGCCCUCUUCUCUCUCUCCUUCGUCAAUCAGAAGAGACACGCCCCCUUUCUCCUCUCUCGUUAAACUUGGUAUUGGCACUCAGUAUAUUGUUAGCCCCUCCUCUUUUCAGGCCACGCCUCCUUUACAUUCAAAGAGCUCCAGUCCGAUAUCAAGGCCAGGCUUUUCUCCAGUGGGCGGAGCUAGUCAACGCUCCUCCAGGCAGAACAGUUUCACUAAACUUACAGUACUGUUUGAGCAAAAGGAUGUGCCUCAGCCAUCGACCACGCCCACAACAGGCCUGGCAAUGUGUGAUUCAACAGAAUUAAUUAGUCAAAGUUUAUUAAUGGGAUCGGAUACUAAUAAUAGUGAUAAGGGAUUUAAUACGUUAUUGAAUAACGAGAUACCUCACCGUAAAGCGGAGGAGCUUCAAGAGUCUCCUGGUAAUGGGCGGGGUUUGUUUAUUGUUGGACAGGAGAGUCCAGAGCCACGCUCACUGGAGAGUCCGGAGCCACGCCCACUUGAUGAUUGGACCAGUGAAGAGAUGUUCUCGUUACAGCUUGAUGAGGUGUCUGCCCUCAGUAAAGGAGUGUCUUCAUUGAGUGUCUCCAUUGCUAUAGCACAGGAACUCCUUAAACUGGCCAAGAGUAGACAAGGGCCAAUGUUACUCUUAUCAUCAUCAAUAGGUGAUUCUGGGCGGGUCUUAGAUCAUGCUCAAAGGUUUUCUGAGCAGUUGGUACUUUGUGUUAAAGCCGCUAAAGUGAUUGAGGAUGGUUUUAAGGAAUAUGAAUUGGAACUGGCAGCAGCUUCACUGGAACCAGAGGGCAAGCAUAGCAAAGUGAUUGAAGAGGCCCGUUCCUUACAGAAGCAUUGUCUUCAGAAAGGUCAAGUAGCUAGAGAGUUAUACUCCAAAUGUCUCACUAAAAGGAGACAGCAACAGCCUUCCCAACAUAAAACUGUUAUUGCUGAGAAAUUGAUUUUCUGGCAGGCGGUAGACAUGUGUAAGCAAGCAAUGCUUGAAGAAGGGACUCUAAAUAAUGAAGAAAUAAUAAGAAGAUAUCAUCUCUCUCUACUUUUGUUUCAGCUGCUAUCAUCAGAUGCUAAAACUCAUGGAGACAGAACAACCAUUAAAAGAUAUGAAGGGAGCAUCAGCGAGAGAUUAAAAUCAAUCUCCACAAAAAGGGUCUGAUAAUAUUCCCAGGCCUGGCCCCUCUCUUUUUUCUCUUACUCAAAUAAUUUUUAUUUUUGCGUUGGAAGAUUAAUUAAUUACUUAAUUAAUUAAUUUAUAGCAUCUACAUCAUUUAAGGACAACACACAGUACUACAUAUGAUAUAUAAACAAUCAGAAUGUUAUUAUUAUUAUGAUUAUUAUUAUAUUUUAUCAGCAAAAUUAUGAACAUGUA
Molecule: messenger RNA, 2775 nt
Organism: Amphimedon queenslandica
Lineage: Eukaryota; Metazoa; Porifera; Demospongiae; Haplosclerida; Niphatidae
Product: serine/threonine-protein kinase ULK1-like
Exons: 24
Coding region: 184-2562 (792 amino acids)
Biological process (GO): protein autophosphorylation; peptidyl-serine phosphorylation; autophagosome assembly
Cellular component (GO): phagophore assembly site membrane; phagophore assembly site; cytoplasm
Molecular function (GO): ATP binding; protein serine/threonine kinase activity
Source: RefSeq, a predicted model, not a curated record